GGGAGCGAGAAAUCCUCGUGAAUUUUCAGCAGUAUCGUCGCGACUAUCCGCAACCAAAGUUCAUGAUUUGAUUGGUGUCUCAUAUUGAUCAUCUUAUUCAAUUAUAAUAUAACUUAUUGCCCUAACAAAACUAUAUUACAAAUCUUACGAAAUUAUACAUUUAAAAGAAACGUUUGUCGUAAUAUUAUAUUAUACUAUACUAUACUGUGUUAUCAUCUUUAGUUCAUCUAAAGAAUGAUAUAUUAUAAAUUACUUAUCAGUGUAAUCGUUAAAUAAUUAUUUAGAAAAAAAAAAGAAAAUAUAAAAGGAAAAAAAAAAAGACGUCGCGUUGAUCGGUCGAUGAUUAACGGUGGUUAUUUAAUUUUUUUUUAUCUAUAAUAUUAUACUUCAAUUAAAUCGUGUGUUCUUCGUUUCCAAGGGAAUAACUUCGUCUCUUACGUAUGAUGCAUUUAGAAAUCCUGUAUGUGAACAGAAUGCAUAGAAAUAUACGAUGUAUUAUUGCGAAGAAAGUUGAGAGAAAAGAAGAAUAGAAUAAAACAUCGAAGAAUCAUUGAACGUGAUCUUUUGAGAAAGAUCAAACGUUACAUUCAAUCUCGUACGAUCUUGUGAAAAAAGAAAUAAAUUCGUAUUUCAAACGAUUAAGUCGAUCCUUUCGCCAAACAAGAAGUCUUUUGCUAAACACUCAUCGCUUAUCCUUCGAUUAGGAAGGUACAACUGGGUCAACAACUGUUCUGGACGCUCGUAUAUUUGUCUUCAAGUUUUCGCGGUUAAAACAUUAUUAACUGGAACGAGAUUCGUUUGGAAUAAGAUCAAGUUAAGAUCAUGCUGAUGAGAAUACUGAAAUUGACAAUCAACGAAUAAACGAUUAUCCUUCUCGAAGCAGAAGCAAAAUUAAGUAAUCUCUUUUAUUCGGAAUCUGUAUCACAAGGUACAUCUGAAAUCUCUUGUCAAGCACUUUAAGUUGCUUCUUCGAAAUAUAUCGAGCAUGUAUCGCUUUGAAAAUUACAUCGACAUUUUCCGUCAACUAAAUAUUACAACAGAAGACCUCAAGUUCAUAGAAAACUAUACUUCCUUGUUGGAACUAUUCAACACGGAUUGUUAUUGCAACGGUUCCGUAAGAGAUUGGGCUCUGACGUAUAAAAUAUAUCAUGGUUACAUCGCAAUUAUGGUCUGCAUUUUUGGUACCUUUGCCAAUAUGCUCAACAUCGUCGUAUUAACCCAUAAAGAAAUGAUGAUAACGCCUAUAAACAAAAUUUUAACGGGAUUAGCACUAGCUGAUAUGUUAGUUAUGCUGGAGUAUAUACCGUUUGCUAUUUACAUUUAUUUAAUCUUACCAAGAUAUCGGAUCUUCCCUUACGGAUGGGCUGUCUUCGUUUUAUUUCACAUGCACUUCACUCAGAUAUUUCAUACCAUCAGCAUCGCACUCACUCUUACCCUAGCUGUCUGGAGAUACAUCGCUUUAAGGUUUCUGCAAUACAAUCAUGCAUGGUGCACACCUACCCGUUGCAAAGUAGCUCUAUGGUGUUGCGUUUUGGCGCCAUUGAUCGCCUGUGCACCGAGUUAUUUCGUCUUUGGCAUAAAGGAUAAACGUUUCGUCGAAAAUGGAACUUUAGAGAUUUUGUACUAUGUCGAUACCGAUUAUUCAAGAGACAAAGGAUUCAUUUAUCAACUUAACUUUUGGAUACUUGGAGUUGUGGUCAAACUUAUGCCCUGCUUUAUAUUAACCAUAAUUAGUUGUUGGUUAAUCAAAACACUUUGCAGAACGAAAAAUCGGAAACAAGCUUUAAAGAAUUACAAUCAACCUUUAGUGAAGAAUCUACCGAUAAAUAAUGGUUCGGUUAUACCACGAAGGCCAAGCAAGAAUGAAAAACAUGCUGAUAGGACAACCAGAAUGCUCGUUGCUGUUUUACUCCUUUUUUUAAUUACAGAAAUACCACAAGGUGUUUUAGGUCUUCUUUCUGGAAUUCUUGGCGAUUGCUUCUUUCGUAAUUGUUAUCAUAAUUUUGGCGAGAUAAUGGAUAUAUUAGCUUUAUUAAACGGCGCUAUUAAUUUUAUCCUUUAUUGCUUAAUGUCACGACAAUUUCGAACAUCUUUCGAACAACUAUUUAAACCCAAAAUCAUGAAGAAAUGCCAACCGGCCACUCAACAAACCGACGUACAAAGUACUUACGUAUGAUGUAGACUACCUACUUUGAAAGAUACUUAUUUCUAAAAUAAUUUUAAAUCAUUUCAAAUCGACGAUGUGAAAUCAACGAUGACUCAAUAAAAUCUCAAUGAUCGAGUAGAUAUAAUUAACAAAAAAAAGAAAAAAAAGACACUUUACAUUAUUCAAUAAUACCGAAUAAAAUGAUUAAACGAUAAAUUUAAAUAUGACAAUUAUUUUUUCUAAAUAAUUAUUUUUUAAUAAUAAAGUAACCAUGUAUAUUUAUCUAUAUAUAUAAAGUCAUAAUUCAGCUAUAAAUAUCUUUCCGAUACGAAGAUCAUCAAAUCGUAACGUUAGAAGUUCCUUCUUUUCUUUUUUUUUAUGUACGUUCACUUAAUGAGAAUCACGCUCAUUUAAUUCCUAUGCCUAUAUUGGACUUUGGCUCCGGUCCAAACAAAUUCCAUGAAAUCUAAUACAAUAAUUUAUAUGUUUAAUUAGAAGUGUGAAAAAAACCUACAAAACUGGCAUACAUUACACACAAAAUUGUAAAGUGAGAUGUAAAGUCAAUUAAAUAUCUAUCAAGCUAUCCUGGAUCAUCAUUUACUUUGUAAUUAGAUAAGUAGAGAGGAAAAAAUAUUUCUUCGUUAAUAAGACCAUGUAAUUGCUUAUUGAUAGUAAUUUAUAUUAUAUAAUUAAUAAAAAUUUAUCGUAUCAAAAAAAAAUGAAUCGUGAUAUUCGCGAUAUACUUACAAGCAAUAAUCAUCUAUUUCCUCUUUUUUGAUUUUGAUUUAAAAAAAAAAAAAAAAA
This is a messenger RNA of Vespula pensylvanica (western yellowjacket), 2950 nucleotides long. RefSeq names its product G-protein coupled receptor dmsr-1-like. Gene Ontology annotation, molecular function: G protein-coupled peptide receptor activity. Gene Ontology annotation, biological process: G protein-coupled receptor signaling pathway. Gene Ontology annotation, cellular component: membrane. The transcript is spliced from 5 exons. The coding region runs from base 986 to 2176 and encodes 396 amino acids. NCBI's taxonomy places the organism in Eukaryota, Metazoa, Arthropoda, Insecta, Hymenoptera, Vespidae. The record is from RefSeq and is a predicted model, not a curated record.